AUGGAUGUGCCAUCACCGUUGUCACAGCAGCCACCACAAGACGACCUAUCCAGUCGACUGUCGAACGUGGAAGAACUCCUUGCACAGAAGGAAGAACAAAGCAGCAAGCGCAUUCAAGAACAGAAGAUGCAGCUGAAUUCGCUACAGGCAUUGAAAGGCAAGGAUGAAAAUCGGCCUGCAAGUGAGCAGCACGAUGUGUUGGCAAAGGUGGCUCAGCUUGAGGAAGCAGUCAAGCAGUGCUCUGAGGGUGUGAAUCAUGCGACUCUCAAGGCUGAGGCUGAGAGCAACAAGAAAAGCAUCAAGGAGCUGCGAGCUGCCAUGGAGAAGAAGGACGAGGAGAAUGCACGCAAGACCAAGGAGCUGCGAGCUGCCAUGGAGAAGAAGGACGAGGAGAAUGCACGCAAGACCGAGGAGCUGCGAGCUGCCAUGCUAGCUGCCAUGGAGCAGAAGGACAAUGAGAAUGCACGCAAGACCGAGGAGCUGCGAGCUGCCAUGCUAGCUGCCAUGGAGCAGAAGGACGAGCAGCUGCAGGAGCUGCGAGCUACCACGGACAUACUGCAACGCAGCGUUGAUGAAAUUGCGGAACCCAUCCGCAAGCGUGAGAUGGCCAGAUGUCUCAGCAACUGGCUGCUUUGGAAGCUUCACGCCAACGAAAUGCAGUGGGGCGGCCCAUCCCCGCUCAUCAUCGACCUCGCCAACUUUCUCAACGUUUUUUUCAACCUGGCCGAUGUAGAUCAUCCAUCAUUUCCGUACAUACAGUCGUGCUACAUGCAGGCUUCCCCCGGAGCUCAAUGGAGGAUGCGCCAGGCCUACAUUGAAGUUUGCACGCGGCUGCGAGGGCGAGGCAUGUCGCCUCAUGGUUUUUUUUCUUUGCUGGAUCAACAGCGCCUACAUGGAAACGCGGCCGCGCAUCCGAAUUACUACCGGAUCAUGCCUGCGGAGCACUUAGCAAGUGUCUACCAGGAAAAGGCGGCAACAGAUCCGGUUUGCGCGGCGAUUUCUUUUGGAUUCAACUCGCUUUUGAAUUAA
Molecule: messenger RNA, 1029 nt
Organism: Monosiga brevicollis MX1
Lineage: Eukaryota; Choanoflagellata; Craspedida; Salpingoecidae
Exons: 2
Coding region: 1-1029 (342 amino acids)
Source: RefSeq, a predicted model, not a curated record